UUUUGUAGGCGAGUGUUGCAGAUGAGAGUAGUGAAGGAUGAACGCUCCGCCAACGUUUGAGUCGUUUCUGUUGUUCGAAGGAGAGAAAAAGAUCGUGAAACUCGGGGAUACGAAAGUGCCGAACGCAGCCAUCUUCACCAUCAAUAAGGAAGAUCAUACGUUGGGAAACCUCUUGAAACAUCAAUUGUUGAAGGAUCCGAACGUUUUAUUCGCGGGAUACAAGAUCACGCAUCCCUUGGAGCACAAAAUUUUGCUUCGGGUACAAACUGCACACGAAACCACUCCGCAGGAGGCGUUGAUGAACGCUAUUACUGACCUCAUUUCCGAAUUAUCGCUUUGGGAAGAACGAUUUAAGACGGCGCUUCAAGAUAAGCAGGACGGAGACUAG
This is a messenger RNA of Notodromas monacha, 388 nucleotides long. The record is from the annotation of a GenBank genome assembly. NCBI's taxonomy places the organism in Eukaryota, Metazoa, Arthropoda, Ostracoda, Podocopida, Cyprididae.